This is a messenger RNA of Entrophospora sp. SA101, 381 nucleotides long. The record is from the annotation of a GenBank genome assembly. NCBI's taxonomy places the organism in Eukaryota, Fungi, Glomeromycota, Glomeromycetes, Entrophosporales, Entrophosporaceae.
AUGUCCAGCAUAGACAUAUUAGAUGAAGUGCGAAAAUGUGGUUCUCAAGAAAUCAUUUCAGAUAUUGAAGAAGUUAUUAAAACAAAAUCUACAAAAGGACAUUCUAAGAACAGUGGAGCUAAUAAAAAUUUAGACAUUUCUGCAAGUUCAGAAGGAAUGCUUACACCAGAGUGCAAUGAUGAUGACAACCUUAAAGAGAUGACUGCGUCAGAUUAUGAAAAAUAUAAAAAAGCCUAUAUUAAAACAACUGGAAAGAUUAUAGAAGAUGCUCUUUACAAUUUCAGCUUGCAUUGCAAAUAUGAACACCUUGCACAUUCUUUUGUUCUGGACCCUGAAGACAAUACCUACCUGAAAGAGAAUGUUUUUACUGAGAAUGAAUGA